Scaptodrosophila lebanonensis is the source of this 867-nucleotide messenger RNA. RefSeq names its product glycine cleavage system H protein, mitochondrial (gene ppl). Bases 212 to 709 code for a protein of 165 amino acids. The record is from RefSeq and is a predicted model, not a curated record. Lineage: Eukaryota; Metazoa; Arthropoda; Insecta; Diptera; Drosophilidae. The transcript has 3 exons. Gene Ontology annotation, biological process: glycine decarboxylation via glycine cleavage system; protein lipoylation. Gene Ontology annotation, cellular component: mitochondrion; glycine cleavage complex; cytoplasm.
CUUUAUCAAAAUGAUAAGCCGCCUCCGCUGGGGAUCGACCUGAGCCAGAGCUGAUACGAUCUGGAAUAUUUUGAGUCGGGCGUUAAACAUAGUACGCGUUGAAAAAUUUGUCUCAUUCGUAUUUGAGACGUGCACGGAAACACAAGGCGGCGCUGCCGGUCAAUUUUGAAAACUCUCCGAUUUGAAGGUUAAAAUAAAUACAGGCAAUAAAAUGGUAUUUCUAACUAAAUUUGCACGAUUCGGCAUACAAGCAGCCCGCCAAUUGCGUGCUGCGCCCCUCGCUACGCCUCAGUGGCGUAGCAUUCAUGUGAGCAGCUUUCUCGAUGCCGAGCGCCGCUACACCGAUAAGCAUGAAUGGGUCGAGCUAGUGACCAAUAACACAGCCAUCGUAGGCAUUUCCAGCUAUGCCCAAGAGGCUUUGGGAGAUGUUGUGUUCGCCCAAUUGCCGGACGUUGGCACAGAGCUGAAGCAGGACGAUGAGUGCGGUGCUCUGGAGAGUGUGAAGGCAGCCAGCGAGGUAUAUUCACCAGUUAGUGGCAAGGUCACUGAGAAGAACAAUCUGGUAGAGGAUACCCCGGCCUUGGUUAAUACCAGCUGCUAUGAAAAGGGUUGGCUCUUUAAAGUCUCACUAAAAAAUCCCGAUGAAGUCGAGAAACUCAUGACUGAGGAGCAAUACAAAACGUACCUGACCACCAGCACUGACCACUAAACAGGAAUGGAGCUAACCAGCUAGUUCCUGCUUCAAGCACACACUUAAAAACACUCAACACUACCCAUUCUACUCAUCAUCCUAUACGCAUUGUUGUUGUCGCAUUUGAAUUUCGUUCGCUACGCUUUAAGAAUAAACUACGUACAUACAUAUAGAGA